Racocetra persica is the source of this 321-nucleotide messenger RNA. The record is from the annotation of a GenBank genome assembly. Lineage: Eukaryota; Fungi; Glomeromycota; Glomeromycetes; Diversisporales; Gigasporaceae.
GAAAUGGCCCCGACAAAAGAAAUCAAUAUUCCAAUAAAACCGAACGACCAAGUUGUAGAAGUUGUCAAAUAUUUAACUUACGACUCUACCUACAAGCCGGAUGAUGUAGUCUUAAUAACGGUUACUUGCGAGCCGAAGGCUAGAUUCCUAGUUGCGUCUAUAGCAAGUAUUAUUCAAUACUCUUGCGAUAUCGUCCUGUCUGGCCAUGUGCACGAUGUUGUUAUCGACUUUAAGCGCGUCAGAAUUCCGUUUACCUGGCCGAACAAGUCCAUCCGAGAUAUUGUUUACGCUGAUCAUGUUAGUCCGAUAGCACUCGAAUUG